AUGCCUUGCCCUACAAAUGAUGAUGAUCCAAAGUCUUCCCAAUGCAAGCGUUCAUCGAAAUCAAACAAACAAGGAGGAAUUUUUGGAGGCGUUGCCGUUAUACUGAUUAUUAUUGGAGUGAUCAUAAUAACUUUUGGUCGCAAAAGCAUGAGAAGACUUAAGUCAGUUGAAGUUGUUGUCUCUGAGAUUCCAGUACAGGACUUGGAAAAAACGCCGGCGGCUUCUUCACUUAAUUACGGUCAGGCCCGUAUUCCUCACCACGAGCCCGCGUCGUUUGUUGCAGAUUCUCAUUCAAUAGACCUGCCCGAUUAUUUCACUAUUGUACAAAAAGAUAGUGAAGACGUUUAUCCAUCUGUAGAUGUAGCCUUUUGGACAGAAGAUAGGGAUGUUUCUGAUGAUGAAAACCCUCCACCAUGUUACGAACAAGCGCUUAAAAUCUCAGGAUUGCUGACAACUACAAAUGAUGUUGAGGUCCAACUUGAACAAGGAAGAUGUAAAGAUACAAGACUGUAA
Porites evermanni is the source of this 513-nucleotide messenger RNA. The record is from the annotation of a GenBank genome assembly. Lineage: Eukaryota; Metazoa; Cnidaria; Anthozoa; Scleractinia; Poritidae.